Messenger RNA from Racocetra persica, 125 nucleotides. The record is from the annotation of a GenBank genome assembly. NCBI's taxonomy places the organism in Eukaryota, Fungi, Glomeromycota, Glomeromycetes, Diversisporales, Gigasporaceae.
AAGAACAACCUAUAGUUAGUAAAGUAGAUGAUAACUGGAAAGAAGAAUAUGAAGAUGAGGAAUUAAUCUCUUAUGAAACUUAUACUUUGGAAGCAGAAUCUAAUAAUAUUGAAGACUCAGGAUAG